AUGAGUAAUAUGAAAGCUGUAAUAGCAAAUGGACCUAAAGAUUAUAAACUAAUUUAUGACAAACCCAUGCCUAAAAUACAAGAUGGGCAAGUACUAGUCAAAGUAUUGGCAAGCGGAAUUUGUAGCUCUGAUUUGAUGAUGUAUGAAGGUAAUGAAUUUUAUUGGGGUGUCGAUGAAUGUGCCCGACGUGGUGUUAUUCCCGGUCAUGAAUUUGUUGGUUCAGUCGUUGAUAUCGAUCCUUCGAUAGCUCGUGAUCAAUCAAUUUCUGUCGGUGAUAUCGUUGUUGCUGAACAAUUUAUAGCUUGUCGUGAUCAAUAUGUUGAUGGCAGCAUGGCUGAAUAUAUGGUCUAUCAAAAGGGAUCUUUGGUACAUAAAGUUCCAGAGGAUUUAUCGCCAACUUAUGCAGUUUUAGCUGAACCAGUUGCUUUUUCUGUCCGUGCGAUGGAUCGAGCACAUUUAAAAACAACUGAUCUGGUUGUCAUCUCUGGUUGUGGUACAAUAGGUUUGGGUUUAGUUGCUGCUAUUGAAACAUUUUAUCCAGAUAUAUCAAUGAUUGUUCUUGAUUAUUUUCAAGUUAAACUUGAUUUAGCUAAAACUAUUUCUAAAAAGUGUACAACAUUUAAUUUAUCCGAUAAAACAGUUUCUUCGAUAGCAGAUAUUGUUCGAAAAAUGUCUGGUGAACAGAAUGGUGCUGAUGUAUUUUUUGAAUGCGCAGGCACACCUGAGUCUAUUAAAGCUGGUUUUGAAUUUCUUCGUAAAUGUGGAACAUUUAUUCAUAUUGGAAUAUGUAAAGAAACAUAUAUUGAUGCUUCAUGGAAUGUUAUAUCAGCUGGAAAAGAAUUGACAAUAAUUGGCUGUAAUUUAGGUCGAAAUGCUUGGCCACGUGCUUUUGAAAUUUUAAAAAAAUGUGAUUUAUCUUCAAUGAUUACACAUAGAUUACCUUUAGAAGAAUAUUCUAAUGCAUUAGGUUUAAUUAGUUCUGGAAUAAAAGUUAUACUUGAUCCAACUCUUCCUGCAUCAAAAUUACUUAAUGAAUCUCAAUCAUUAUUACCCAUAGUUAAUAAUAAUGAAAAACAUUUGAAAAUAAAAGAUAGUGUUGCAUUUGUAACAGGUUCUUCUCGUGGUAUUGGAUGUGCUAUUGCUAUUGCUCUUGCUCGUGAAGGCACAAAAGUUAUUAUUCAUGGUACAACUCAUGAUAGUCCAAGUUAUUUAGAUGAAGGUACUACAAUGACAACUCUUGCUCAACAUAUAUCAACAAUAACUAAUAAUACUGAAAUAACACCUGUCUGGGGUGAUUUAUCAACAAAAGAAGGUGUACAAUCUGUUCUUAGUCAUAUUAAAUAUCCUAUUGAUAUUUUAAUUUGUUGUGCUGGAGGAAAUAUUGGUUCAAGUGGAGUUAAUACAGCAUCCGGAGGUAAACCAUCUCAUGAUACAUGUUUAACCAUAAGUGAUUCAGAUACAAAAUCAAUUUUAAAUCGAAAUUUUUGGACAACACAUCUUGUUUGUCAAUCAAUUGUUCCUCAAAUGAUUCAAAAUCAUCGAGGUCAUGUUAUUAUUAUUGGUUCUACAUCGGCUUUACUAGGAAGAGAAAAAGGUGCUCUUUAUACAGUAUCAAAAGCAGCAGUUCAUCAAUAUAUGAGAUGUUUAGCAACUCAAGUACAAUCAUCAGGUAUUCGAGUUAAUUGUAUUGCACCAGGACCAACUUUAACUGAACGAUAUAAACGAAAUAUUGGAACAGAUCAAGGUGUUACUGGUAGACCAGAACAUGUUGCUAAUGCUGUUAUUCAAUUAUUAAAUAUGGAUUUUGUUCAUGGACAAACUAUUCGUGUCGAUGGUGGAGAACAAACUUUUACUUCUUAA
Messenger RNA from Rotaria sordida, 1860 nucleotides. Lineage: Eukaryota; Metazoa; Rotifera; Eurotatoria; Philodinida; Philodinidae. The record is from the annotation of a GenBank genome assembly.